Molecule: messenger RNA, 828 nt
Organism: Knipowitschia caucasica
Lineage: Eukaryota; Metazoa; Chordata; Actinopteri; Gobiiformes; Gobiidae
Source: the annotation of a GenBank genome assembly
AUGUCUGUAGAGAAACCACGUAGAAAGAAGAGAAAAGUCAUGGGGGCAGCGUCCAGCAGCAGCAGCUCGAACAAAGGGCCACCAGGACUGAUACCUGUUUCUGCUGUUCCUUUAGAGAUCAUAGAGGAGAUCUUUCAUAAUCUACCUUAUGGUCAGGUGAUACGUCAUUGUGGUGUAGUGUGUAAACAGUGGAAAGAAGUGGCUGACAGUGAGUCUUUGUGGAGGGAGCGCUGUAGAAGAGAGGGACUGGUGCCUCGCGACGUGGCCAGGUGUGACUGGAGAAAGUUUUACGUGUUGAGCAAAAAGAGGAGAAAUUUGCUGAAGAACCCCAUUGCAGAAGAAGAGUUUAAGUUCUGGCAAAUCGUAUCAAAUGGAGGUAAUCUGUGGAAGAUCGAGGAUCCUAUGACGCCGCAUCCAAAUGAAAAUGUCCGGAAAAACUUUGUGACUUCUUACAGCAUGUGCUUGAAAUCACAAGAGAUUAAUUUGAAAACGGAAGGUUACAAUGCAUUACUUAUGGACAAGUUUCAACCCGCAAUCAAAGUAUCAGACUGGUACUCUGCCCGCUGGGAUUGUGCAUGCGAAUAUAAAAUCAAAGUGGAGUUGCUAAAUGAGAAAAAAAAAUGUAUUCAGACAUUUGAACCAGAAGCGGUUUACUUGGAACAGUGGAACGAUCAGCAGUGGCAUCAGAUGACUCAUGUUUUCACCGACUAUGGUCCAGGAGUGAGAUUCGUCCGUUUUGUCCAUGGAGGCCAAGACCGGCAGUUCUGGGCCGGAUGGUAUGGAGUUCGGGUAACUGACAGCUGUGUAGAAGUUUGUCCGGAUAAUUAG